Messenger RNA from Trichoderma virens Gv29-8, 1941 nucleotides. RefSeq lists its product as uncharacterized. Bases 1 to 1941 code for a protein of 646 amino acids. The transcript has 3 exons. The record is from RefSeq and is a predicted model, not a curated record. Lineage: Eukaryota; Fungi; Ascomycota; Sordariomycetes; Hypocreales; Hypocreaceae.
AUGGCCAGGGGACGCGGAGGCAGCAGUCAUAGCCAACGCCGCCCAGUUGACUUGACUGGCAUUAUCUCGGUAGCCGAGAAGAACGACUUGGCUACUCUGGUCAAUGCCAUUACGGAGAGAAUGGCGAGAGAUAUUAGUAACAUCUUCGACUCUCCUCCCGUUACCCCAAUUCAAAGCGACCAUGGCCAUCACAACUGGCUUUUGCUCCCCCUGUUACAUCACAAACCGACUAAGCCGGCAUCCCAUUCUAUGAUGGGAAUGAGACAUAUUAAUCCGCCAAAUACAUAUGACAACGCUCGAGAAAUCAUCGAAAAGGAAGAAAAGGAAGUCAUGACCCCGCAACUACGCGAGUUGAAAAAGGAGGCAAUGAUCUUCUUUCGUAAAUGGCAAACCACCGUUUUGCAACGAGUUCGAGAUAUCGCUGUCAAUGAUCAACAGUGCCCUCAGGGAAGCGCUCGUGGUCGGGGACGUGGACUGAGAGGAGCACCUCGCGGUCGAGGCGGAGGAGGAGUUGGUCGUGGUGGGGGAAUAACACGCCCCCUUACUCUAGCAACAGGACCGCCACGCGCGCCCUCAAACUACGUAGAUCGUGGUUUGGCCGCUCGCUAUCCUCCCAUUCCGAAUACCCUAUGGACCCUCGAUAUAGACAAGCGCAAAUUGUUGUUGCAUAUCGUCUUCUUAAUCAUGCUAUCUAUGCAAGAGUACACAGCGAAUUCGAGACAACUCCUCCUCUGCCUCACAACUUCGUUGAACCUCCCAUCCAAGGUGUAUCGAGAGGAAGAACUGCGCCUUGCUCAAGGAUUGGCCAAGACCGCUCUUGAUCUUUCGCCUGAGGAUGCUAUCAACCAAAAGUCCGAAGAAUCAAAGAGCGCACGGCGCUGGAAAGUUGGAUUAGGGGGCAAUUCGGGAAAGCUGGCUGCUCCUCUUAUUGGCGUCGGUAUCGGUACCGCACAUGAGGGCCAUGGUCUCACUUUAUAUGCCGCUGCAAACCUUUUGGGCACAAUGGCAGAGAAUGCAGUUGUAAUAGGUGGCCUUUUCGGUAUAAAUUCUUCGAAGCCAACGGCCAAGAUGAUGGAAAGCUUUGCUCGCGAGAUUCAAGAUUUUGCAUUCAUCCCUAUCCACGGUGUGGAAGGAUCUGAAUAUCGCGAUGCCCGAGAGAUCCCGGCGGAGUCCCGUAGACUCUGCCUUACGAUUGCUCUAAGCGGAUUUCUUCUCGAAGAUGAAGACGUUGCAAAGAAUUGGCGUUGUCUGGGCCACCUCACGGAGUCUUUUGCCACACGAUGGGAAGUUGCAGCCCUUACAAACCUUGGUACCUCACUUGAGACUGUCAUAAAGAGUAGUGCUUGGAGCAGUGGACAAGCGGAGAUUAAAGCUCGCACAAUCUUCUCAAGCCUCAUUGAAUCCAUCUGGCCAGUUGCGCUGCUCAAGAUAAGCAAGAUUAUGGACAAUCCUUGGAGUGUCGGAAUGGUAAGAGCGGAGAAAGCCGGUGCUGUUCUUGCUGAUGCCAUCAUGCGACAAAAGUUCCAGGGAGACCGGCCAGUUUCGUUAGUUGGAUACAGCCUUGGGGCCCGAGCCAUAUACGCUUGUCUCAUGGUGUUAGCAGAGCGCCGGCAGUUUGGCAUCGUCGACUCUGUCAUCUUGAUGGGUACCCCAGCACCCUCGGAAAGUCGAGUGUGGUUGACGCUCAAGAGCGUUGUGUGCGGUCGCUUGAUCAACGUCUACUCAGAGCACGACUAUAUACUGGGGUUCGUAUAUCGCACCUCUAAUAUCCAAUUCGGUGUCGCUGGCUUGCAGGAGAUACAGGGGGCAGAUGGUGUCGAAAACUACAGAGUGCGCAGCCUUCCCCGAGGCCAUCUAAGCUACCAAAGCCAGGUGAGUCAGAUUCUGAAGAAUGUCGGCUGGGAGGAUGUCAAUACGGAUGUUGUCAAGGUGGGGAAAUGA